Fopius arisanus is the source of this 2217-nucleotide messenger RNA. RefSeq names its product Sphingomyelin synthase related (gene SMSr). Gene Ontology annotation, molecular function: ceramide cholinephosphotransferase activity; sphingomyelin synthase activity; protein binding. The record is from RefSeq and is a predicted model, not a curated record. NCBI's taxonomy places the organism in Eukaryota, Metazoa, Arthropoda, Insecta, Hymenoptera, Braconidae. Gene Ontology annotation, cellular component: endoplasmic reticulum membrane; plasma membrane; Golgi membrane. Bases 842 to 2164 code for a protein of 440 amino acids. Gene Ontology annotation, biological process: ceramide biosynthetic process. The transcript is spliced from 3 exons.
CGUUGGAAUCGUCAACGAAAACGUCAACUCCACAUGUCCGUCCUCAUCUCUAAUUCCAAACAAAAACCCUCGUCCCCCAUCAAUUUCACCACUCAUAAAUUAAACAUGAUACGUCACACGUGCCCCCUCAUUAUCCCCAUUGAAUUAAUCCCCUUAUCAAUAAAGAGUCGGUCAUAAAUUACAAAAUUCUUCACUGAUAACACCAAGAAGCCAUCGACCUCAUCAUCAAUUCCAAUCGCGUCCUAGUGACUGCUAAAAUCUCAACAAAGCUGCACUUCGGAAAUCGUUAGUCAAUUUUAUGAAGAGGCCCUUAUCACCGAUCGUUAUCACCACAUGGAAAUUAUCUCUCCGGACUUUGACAAGUGCUCACUAAUUCUUUACAUAUCCCUCGAAAAUCACUACUAAAUCCCCGAAUUUCCGGAAUUCCAAACCUCAAAAACACCAGUGAUUCCUCAUUUUUUGGAUAACCGUGAGUGUCAGGGGUGCAAAACCCCUCUCAUCGAAUUCCCAGAGAAAUUUUUGAUCUCCACCCCUUAGAUCAUGAACUCCAUUAUCUCCAGUUUCCCAUGACAACAGGAGUUUCAGUCGUCGAGAUUAGUCAUCGAUUUGAUAACAAACAUCGUUGCCAUUUGUUUUGGUGAUACAUCGGUUGAACAAUGGGCUGAUGUACUCGGUAACUAAAUCCCCCACCUUGAAGAAUGUCGAGUAGACAAGAGAAUUACUCCAAGUGCAAUCAUCUGAGGAUUCGUGUGUUGAUACGUGGUGUCAGAAGGUGUUUUAUGAGUUUUUGAGAGGCAGGAGGGAUUUUGAUUAUUUAAAUUGAGGGUCUGGGGCUUUUAAAAUGUCAAAGGAACUGCCGAAGAAUGUGGCAGAGUGGAGCAAUCAGGAGGUGGUGCUGUGGCUGAGGGAAACUGGACAUUCUGGAGUUAUUCCUACGUUUCAAGCGCAUGAUAUUGAUGGAAAAGCACUGCUGACACUUAGGGAGGACGAUCUCAAGGGACAGGGAAUGAAUCUAGGAAAAAUUGGGGAGAUUAAGAGACUGUACAUCAGCAUCAAGAAACUUCAGAAGGACAAUGUCACGGUUCUCUUUGAUCUAGGGCAGAUCGAGUUCUUCUCUAGCAAUUUUUACAGCCAGCAGAGACAUGAGUUGCCGAGCACAACAUCUAAUAACGAGAGUUCAAUAGAGCACGAGUUUUACUCAGCCUCGGUGUCAGAUGAUGGUCAUGCAUCCCACUUACCCCCGGAGAUCUGGAAAACAGUGAUAAGCCUUGGAUAUUUGUUCAUCGUGACGUGGAUAACUGCCUUCGUGAUGGUGAUAGUUCAUGAUCGAGUUCCUGACAUGAAGAAAUAUCCACCUCUCCCGGAUAUUUUUCUGGACAAUGUGCCCCACAUUCCCUGGGCCUUUGACAUGUGCGAGGUCACGGGGACACUAUUAUUUGCCAUUUGGCUAGCUGUUUUAAUUGUACAUAAGUACAGAUUUAUAUUGCUAAGGAGAUUCUUUGCGUUAUCUGGCACUGUCUUCCUCCUCAGAUGUGUCACGAUGUUAAUAACUUCGUUGUCAGUACCUGGUGCUCAUCUCCAGUGUCAACCCAGAGCGACACCAGAUGAUCCCUGGGCUAGAACAGCUUAUGGAGAGCUGUACAAUAAGAUAUCCAUGGCGUAUGUCAUCUGGAGAGGGGCUGGCAUGUCCAUCCAGGGUGUGAGAACUUGUGGAGAUUACAUGUUCAGUGGACACACCGUUGCACUGACAAUGUUGAAUUUUUUUAUAACUGAAUACACACCCAGGACGAUGUACUUUCUCCACACCUUCACCUGGAUGCUCAAUAUGUUUGGGAUAUUCUUCAUUCUGGCUGCCCACGAGCACUACUCCAUCGAUGUAUUCGUCGCCUUCUACAUCACCUCACGUUUAUUUCUGUACUAUCACACCCUCGCCAACAAUCAGGCCCUCAUGCAGCGUGACUCCAACAGGACCAGAAUCUGGUUUCCCCUCUUCAGCUUUUUCGAAUCAUCAGUCGAUGGUAUUGUUCCCAACGAGUACGAAUCACCAUCAAAAAUCAUCUGCAACAUCAUCUGCACUUUCAGGGAUAUUUGUUCAUUCGUUAAACAAAAAAUGAUGCAGAAGACUCAUUUCGAUGCUAGUAAGGACAACAAGAAAAAAUUAUGAAAAUUCGUUGUGCCUAUUAGGUUAUUUAUUAAAUUAAUUUAAUACAAUUAUUA